AUGUGCGAACCUUCUCCAUUUGUUGGACGUUGGACUGAUAGAUCCCUAGCUACCCCCAAUGGACCAACGAUAUCAACUAAAGCAGCACCUAGGCAUUCGUCACCAAAAUUACCUGGCGUUCGUCGCCUUCCGCCUACUCCUGGCUCGGCAAAGUCUUCUUCGCCGACAUUUCCCAUGCCUUCCCCUGAAGUCUACUACGACCAAAGUGUUUCUUCGCGUCCGAGCGUAUACAGUACAGAUUCCUUUUCAUCAUAUACUUCGUCCAGCGCUUCUUCGGAUCUCCUGCGCAAGGCCACGACCGGUGCUAGUGGGCGUUACGUUCCUAAUGUAGCAGUCGGGGAUCGGCCACCCAGCAGCGGAGAAAAACCACCUAUUCCCCCGCAUCCUGCCGCUUACAAGGCUGCUUACAAUCAACGUGCAUCGCCGGCUUCGGGCCCAAGUGUACCAUCGACUACCUCAAGCGGAGAUUUUUCAGCGCGACCUCCUGGAGCCCUCCCUCCCAAUGCAUAUUAUGACCGAAAUGAUUUUGCGUCCUCUUAUCAAUCCCCUGACUUUGACACCUAUGACGGUGGCAAAUAUAACGGAACAGAUGGUUAUUAUCAACAAAUCCAACAUACUCAAUCCCAAUACCAAGCUCAGUAUGGCGAGCCUCAAGACCAACCAUUGUAUAACCAAUCUCAACAACAGGGUAACUCCAAAUCCUUGGCAGUACCUGCGGAAAUAUCUCGACAAACAAGCCGCGAAACUUUAAAUGGGGUUUCCCAUCCCAUUUCUCCCACCGCUGCGAUGACUACGUCACCAGUAGUCCUAUCCCCAUACGAAGGGUACGGGGAUCCGCGUCUUCAAAUAAACCCGCCAGGCUCUUCCAGUGGCUUGGUAAAUGUGAACGCUUCAACUGCCAGCUUCAGGGACUAUGAGCCUGUUGCUGGGCCGUCGACUUUCGUGACAGGAUCGGUGGCGGACGAGAGUUGGAAUCAGGCUGAUGAUUAUAGUUACACGGAUCCUCAAGAUAACUAUGAAGAGGAGAGUGGAGCAGGCCCUGGCCACAUGCCUCGACGUCCAACUGAUAUGUUACGAACUUUGGCGGAUUAUAACACGGGGCCCUUGGAGCUGCACGAUGAAGGAGAGGGUGAAUAUUGGGAGGAUGAAGACGAAGACGACGAGAAUCGAUUUGUCAACUACUCUCUCUUAUCGCACAUCGCUGUUCAGCUCCGCGACAAGAUUCCUCGAGGAACCCAUGUUAAAGGUAGCAUCCCGUAUCCUCGGGCGUUCACCGGUAAAGACAUCGUGUCGACAAUUCAAACCCAGAUACAACGAGAACUAGCAAUCAAUCACGGAGUAUCCACCAACGACAGGCGCGUGGCAUUGCAAGUUGCUCGAAGCCUGCAAAGUCAACUCUUCUUUUACGAAGUAGAAUGGGGUGGUCGUGUUCUCCAGGAUGGCGUUGAAGAUGUCUAUAUGUUCCUCAACGAUUUAGAAGGAGGUUCUGAGCUCGUCCCUGAGCUGGAAGAACUUCCGACGGGAGUUAUCACGAUGCUGACCAGAUGCUAUUCUCCAAGCUGUGGCGAAGGCGCCAGAUGCUAUUCGUUUUCCUGUCCAAGAAAGGGCAACCAUGUAUUUGGACCACUCCCUACCCCUCUGGAGGCACCCUCUGUCAAAAGAGAGUCAUGGGCAGAGACAGUUGACAGCGCUGUCCUUAAAUCUUUGCCUGAGACGGAAAUCAAUCGCCAAACGAUUAUCCACAAGCUCAUCAGCAAAGAAGAGCAGUACCUCCAAGAUCUCGACAUCGUCGAAUCUGUUUUCAUCAAGCCACUUCGCACGUCCAAUCCUCCUUUGAUGCGACCGGAUGUGCUCGACGAUUUCAUCGAUGACGUUUUUGGUAACAUUCUUGAUCUUCGAGAGUGCAAUCGGCGUCUUUUGGAGGUGAUGUACGUUCGACAACGGGAACAGGCCCCAAUCAUCCAGCGAAUCGGCGAUAUCUUCUUGGAUGCUGCCACAGAAUUCAGGCUGGCCUAUCCCACCUACAUUGGUCAUUACCCGCUUGCGGAGAAGAGGCUCAAAGAUGAGAUAGACAAUAACCCGGAAUUCAGGCUGUUCCUUGAGCAUUGUUCAAGGCAAUCACCUCGGUCGGGAGAAGCUCUUCGUUUUGAUCUCAAGCACUUCCUCAAUCGUCCGUCUGAACAUUUGCAAAAGUAUCCUGUUCUUUUGGAGGCUAUCUUCCAUGAAACGGCAGUCGGGAAUCCCGACGCUGAUUUCUUGGUGGAGGCAAUUGAAGCGAUUAAAAAUUUGCAAUCUGUAGCUCAGCUACGCACUUUCCAGUCUGCAAUGGGUAAAGGCACUCCCGGAAAAUGGGAAUGGCACGAUCUCGUCUCGCCUGAAAUCCGGAAAUCCCUUUCAAAAGAAGAGGGAAAACGACAAUCGAUCAUCUUUGAGUUGAUCAAGGGAGAAAUGGCAUACGUCAAAGAUCUGGAGAACAUCGACAUUAUGUACAUUCAACCGCUUCGUGCAGCUGAACCAUCCAUUAUUUCGCGAGAUAGGCUUGACCAGUUCAUUGAAGAUGUGUUCCACAAUUUUGCCGAGCUUCACCUGCAUCACCGAAAACUUGUCACGAUGUUUCACGAAAUUCAACGGGAGCAGCAUCCUACGAUUCGCAGUAUUACCGCUGCUAUGUUUGAUGCUGCGCUCAAUUUCCGUGAUGCUUACAUGGAGUACAUCCCAAAUUACCCCAUUGCAGCGUAUAGGAUUGACGAUGAAAUGGCCAAUAACCUACCGUUCAAGACCUUUGUCGAACAAUGCGUGCGGCACCCAGAUGCGCAUCGUUUGGACAUGAAAAACUUCAUCAAUCGUCCGAUUCCUCGACUCCUUCGGUAUGAGCUGCUCUUGAAGGGUAUUAUGGAUGAGACCAAGCCUCCGCAUGAAGACUUAGACACGAUUCCCAAUGUCGUCGAUGUCAUCAAGGCACUUGGGAAAGAGACGGAGCCUGGUGUAUUCUCGGCAAAGCAGAAAGUAGAGCUAUGGCGUUAUAACUCCAAUCUUGUCUUCAAGGCGGGUGAAUCGAUUGACAUGGACUUACUCAACCAAAAUCGUUCCCUGAUUCACUCGGGCAAGCUCCUUCGGCAGCCUGAGAGUGGCUUGGAAUGGAAUGGUUGGAGUGAACUCUUUGUUCUUUUGUUCGACAAUUAUUCAACGCCAGUGGUUAUGACAAAACCGAAAGAACGAGAUGGGGUUGUAAAAUAUCACGUUAACCGAAGACCCAUCCCUCUUGACUUACUCACUCUCGUUAACUUCACCGAUCCCCCAACCCAACGCGGUACAGGUCUUCUUCGCAACCUGCGUGGAGGUGAACGACACGGUGAAUCUGCGAAUCCGAACAUGCCCGCGCCCGAUAGCGCUAUUGACUCUCGGUCGGUGCAUCCACUAACUAUUCAUCACAACGGAAGAAUGGGGGGCCCCUACAUUCUCUAUGCUGAAUCUGCACAAAUCCGAACCGAAUGGAAGCAGAAACUUGAGGAGGCCCUUGGGUUGCGUAAGGCAGUUCAAGACUCGAACAAAGUGUUCGAAGUUGAGACUCUCAGUGCGGAUACUUUUCUUGUCCCUUCCAUGUCCGCCGCGGCACAGGGUCCUGCUUGGAAUCAAGAAAGCACCUAUACCGGUAAAGUGACAUGCUCCGUUCCGUUUAGUACACCCGAUGGGCGGGCGCUGGUCGCAAUUGGAUGUGCCGAGGGUGUUUGGAUUGGAUUCAGACACGAUCCCAAGUCUAUGCGUCGCGUCCUUCAUCUUAAAAUGGUCACCCAAUGUGCUAUGCUUGAGGAAUUUGGAAUCUUCUUGGUACUGGCUGACAAGUCUCUAUUCGCGUACCAUAUUGAAGCUCUUGUUCCUUCGUCUCCACACGGCGCACAUACCUCCCAAGUCCCCCAAAAGCUGAACGGCACAAAGGAUGUCCACUUUUUCAGUGUUGGUACCCUCCACGGACGUACCUUGAUCAUUUAUAUGAAGAAGAAAGGGUUGGACAGCAUCUUCCGGGUGCUUGAACCUGUAAACGAUAAAAUCAACGAGAGAGUCAAGGCCCCUGUCGGAUUUGGUUCCCGCCUUGGAUUCCGUUCUGCCAAAUCGGAGUGGUUCCGCAUUUACAGAGACUUUUUCUUACCUUCUGAGUCGUUUGACCUUAUUUUCUUGAAGGCGAGGAUAGCGAUUCUUUGUGCGAAAGGCUUUGAGAUCAUGGAUCUACAAAAUUUCAACAGCGUCACAAUUCCCCAGCGUGAAGAUCCAAAACUAGCCCAACUUUCCAAGCGCUGCGAAUCAUGUCGACCAAUGGGAAUGUUUCGUUCUGCUGACGACGAAUUCCUUCUAUGUUACGACGAAUUCGGCAUCUACGUUGACAAACAUGGUGAUCCGUCUCGAGGAGCAGCUACUAUCGAAUGGGAAGGCACUGCCGAGCGGGUGGCCCUACAUUCACCAUACGUGCUGCUUUUCGACACGCGAUUCAUCGAAAUCAGACACAUUGAAACCGGCCGACUGGCGCAGAUUAUCCCAGGGAAUGAGGUCCGGUGCAUCUGGGACGGACGCGGGGUCGGCUCCAACGACCCAAAUACAUCAGCUAACGAAGGAGGCAAUGAAUCACUGCUGCAGGAGGCGCAGGUGCACGCAGUGAUGAACAGCACAGACGUCGUACCAGGCAACAGGGGAAGGACAGUUGCCCAACACGUGUUUGAGUUGAUACCUACGAUCCCACUUUACCUUCCCAGUUCAGGCCCUGUCAGGGAUGGGCGGAGACUGUCUUACUCGCCAGCACCCUCCCCAGAAUUACGCACUUCUACUUCAUGGAGAUCAUGACUUUUUUUUUCGUUUUUCUUCUUUUUUUUCUGCUUCGUACACUAGUUAUCAACGGACGCUCCUUUUAUCAUGUAAGUCGACAUUUCGGAAAUUUUGCUAUUAUCGGAUGUGCAAAGAUGGUACAGUGUUCACC
Molecule: messenger RNA, 4966 nt
Organism: Laccaria bicolor S238N-H82
Lineage: Eukaryota; Fungi; Basidiomycota; Agaricomycetes; Agaricales; Hydnangiaceae
Exons: 17
Coding region: 1-4833 (1610 amino acids)
Molecular function (GO): guanyl-nucleotide exchange factor activity
Source: RefSeq, a predicted model, not a curated record